ACACCAGUCCCCCACUUGACACCCCUCUCAUAUUUACACCUCACCGUAGCCACCACCUGCCCUCACAAUCAAAAUAAACCAACUGCAUGUACCUCUCUCUCUCUCUCUCGCCGGAAGAUCAUGCCGGAAUUUCACCUGAAUUCCCUAGAACUCCGGCAUGGACUCGCCGGGAUGAGUUUGCCAUCCGGAACAAGUAGCCCAUCAUCGACCUCGACGUCCUCCGGUGUCGUCUUCGCCCCUAGAGGUCACCAGGACGACGAGGGGCCGGCUAGCCCCUCCUCUCCACGACUGUGGUCGAAGGCGCCGGACCCUCAGCUGCCCACGUCGGCGCGCGACCAGGCCUUGGCGAGGGGCCGGUGGGAGCUGAUGGAGAUGCUGAAGGACGUGCCCGAGUCGUACUAUGAGCUCUCCUUCAGAGAGCUCGUCGAUCGGGUGAGGCCCAAGGUGAGGGACGAUCAAGAGGAGGAGGAGGAGGCGGUGGAAAACAGAGAGGUGAAGAUGAAAAGAAAGAGGAAGAGGAACAGUUGGGAGCAGAGUGCCGGGAACAGCGGCCUCUUACUUAAGAUGUUCGUUCCCGGAUUGUAUCUCCGGUCGAAGUCGACGGCUGGGUCUGGGCGGGCGUCCUCGAAGCCGUUGUUCGUGGUGGAGGAGAGGGAAAGUGGUGGUGGCGGCGGUGGUGAGAAUUGGGAGAGGUGGAGGAAAGGGUUUAUGGUCGUGGUGUUUGGGAGGUGUAUCGGAAGUAGCAGUGCUGGUAGCAGUAAUGGUAAUGGCAAUUAUGGUAGCUCUCGUUCGAGGUGCAGUGAGGCCUUCUUAAGGGGCUGUUGGUCGUGCCUAGGCCUCAGCAGAAGCAAAUCCGAUAGAAAAUGAAAGCAACUCCUGUCAUUCAUUCUUCUGUUGAAUCUUGCCUCAACACCUGAACUUGGUCAAGUUCAUUUGUUUAAUAUAUAGUCAUCGAAGGGCGAGUAUUUGUAAUAAGAUCUGGAGACCCAAAGAGGGACGGGUGCAUGGCAAAUCAACUUUGCAGAUUGAAGUUGCCGGAUUCUGGUCAUGCCUGGAAGGAUGAACCUUCUGACUUGUAUUUAUAUUUACUCUUAGAAGUUUGGGCCUAUCUCCAGCUUCAAAAUAUUGGGAAGAAAAGGACCACAUGCUUAUGUUAUGCUGACAAUAUCAACCCUGUUUUUGUACAUAGAAAUGUUAAAGACGUGUUUAAAGACUCUUUCUUGAGUAACAUGAAAAACUACAGACCU
Nymphaea colorata (pocket water lily) is the source of this 1247-nucleotide messenger RNA. RefSeq lists its product as uncharacterized. The coding region runs from base 121 to 867 and encodes 248 amino acids. The transcript has 2 exons. The record is from RefSeq and is a predicted model, not a curated record. Lineage: Eukaryota; Viridiplantae; Streptophyta; Magnoliopsida; Nymphaeales; Nymphaeaceae.